Molecule: messenger RNA, 1815 nt
Organism: Hydractinia symbiolongicarpus
Lineage: Eukaryota; Metazoa; Cnidaria; Hydrozoa; Anthoathecata; Hydractiniidae
Product: metabotropic glutamate receptor-like
Exons: 5
Coding region: 1-1815 (604 amino acids)
Molecular function (GO): adenylate cyclase inhibiting G protein-coupled glutamate receptor activity
Source: RefSeq, a predicted model, not a curated record
AUGCCACCAAUUGAUUAUACACAUCUUGAUUGCAGUUCGAAGAAGAGGAAGAAAGAAGAAGGAGAAGCAAAGAAGAAAGAGAAGCAAAGAAUUGGGAGAAGAAAAACAAGAAGAAGAAGAAGAAAAAUUAUAAGACAAGAAAAAAACGCUGUGAAAAGACAAGAAGCUAUCAUGUUACAGAAUCGACGUUUUGUUGUUAUGUUCAAAUUAUUUUUGAUUAUGCCAAUGACCAUUGCUACAAGUAAAACUGGCAGCGUGGUUAACGCAAGACACACGAAAUGCGGAACAGGGACAUUUAGAAUUGCUGGUAUUAUGAAAAUAACCAACUCAGAUGGUAAGAUAAACCAUCAGUCCGGAAUAAUGAUGGCCUUAGCAAUGAAAUAUGCUGUGGAAACCUUUAACCAAUCAUAUAAUUUGCAUGGAUACAAUCUUGGCCAUGAGAUCUAUGACUACAAGACCGAAUUGGAUGUGGAAACUGGCGUAUUGAAUGUCUUUCUCGACGAAAUUCCUUUUCUUAUUGGACCAUACUCAUCUCAAACUUCUCACACUGCAAGAACACUGACUGGAAAUUACCAUUUACUGUCCAUCAGCUACUCUGCAACAUACAGCGAUUUCAAAAAUGGGCUGCAUAAUGGAUACAUGUUUCGCACUGUUCCAUCAGAUUUGUUUCGAGUAAGUGCUGGCCUUGAUUUUCUGAAAAAGAUGAAGUGGAACUAUGUUGGUGUAAUCAGCUCCUACAACUUUGAUGGCGAAAGAGAUGCAGAAAAAUUUGUUGAAAAAUUAUCCACUGCCGAUGCUUGCUUCGCUGAACACAAUGUAUUACCAGAAAUGCCAGAGAAAAAGGAUUAUGCUAAAGCCAUUGAUCAAAUGAACCUUGACAAAAGGUUAAAGGUCAUAGUCCUUUUUACAACAAACGAAGAUUCCCACCAAAUUCUAUCAGAGAUAAAAAACAAGAAGCUUGCCAAACGAUUUUAUAUCCUGUGCAUGUAUGGUUGCACAAACUAUGUUGAAGUUACUGAUGGUGUAGAAGACGUUGCCACGGGUGUGAUCAGUCUUGAUAUCCAUUAUUCAGAAGUGACUGGAUUCAAAGAGUAUUUCAUGAAACAAAAGCCGACUCCAGCAUCUCCUGAAUAUUUUAAGAAGUACUGGGAAAGUGUCUUCAAAUGCCAUUUAAAUCCAAGGAGAUCUGCGGGUUACUCUCGUACGUGUUCUGGAAAAGAACACUUGUCAGAAGAGCAUUAUCAUCCCUUGACACCUGUUGCAACAGUUGUCAACGCUGUCGGUGCCUUUGCUGACACAAUUCAGGCAAUGGCAUCAAUCGCUUGUAAUAGUGAACGAAGGCACAUGGAAAAUGAAAGCGAGUGUGUUCUAAAACCCGCAGAGACGCAUGUGUACAGUGGAUUUGCAAUGAAGAUAGCCAAUCGAGUGUCUAAUAUUACUCCUGAUGGGACGAUUCUUCAUCAAAACAAAUUGAUUACAGAUCAAAAGCAACAAGUCAGAUACGACUUCCAUCAAUUCGUGAAGGUGGAUGGGAAUUUCAAAAGAAAUUUUAUUGGGAGAUGGUCAAUAUCCUUGAAACCAAACGAUACUGCAAAAAGUGCGGAAGAAAUGUUGCAAAAAGAAAGACCAGUUUUGUAUUUCAACAAAGGAUGGAAAGUGGGACACAUGGCGAAGAAAAUGACAGCCAUUUGCAGUAGACCUUGUCCGGCAGGAUACAGCAAGGAACCAGAUUCGAACUUGCGAAGAGCAAAAUGCUGUUGGAGCUGCACAAGAUGCAUCAAAUGGGUGGAGCCAGAUAAUACUGUACUGGAGUAG